Molecule: messenger RNA, 626 nt
Organism: Cucurbitaria berberidis CBS 394.84
Lineage: Eukaryota; Fungi; Ascomycota; Dothideomycetes; Pleosporales; Cucurbitariaceae
Exons: 4
Coding region: 101-376 (91 amino acids)
Source: RefSeq, a predicted model, not a curated record
CUUCAAAACGUCUGCCUACUAUUCAUAAACGUAUAUAUCCCCAGCUACACAGAUCCUUCUAUUCGAGCUUCUCAAAGCAAAAGUCACAUUAACUUUCGAGAUGCCGACCCCACUCGACCGUGCCACAGCCCAGCGUGGCCCAUUCUUUGCCUUCGCCGCCAUCGUCGCUGGUGUCGCAGCAUGGAGUAUCUGGGGGCAAGACAUUUUCCCUAGUUCCGACCCUACUGGUGAUCCUGAAACCUGGACCCACGACCAAUGUGUUACCUGGCUCAACCACAGGAAUUUACAUCCCUCACCACUCGCAACAACCGCUGAGCUUUUGGAGCGUAUCAAAUCAAACUUGAGAGUAGCCCGAGAAAGAACGACGGAGCAGUAAGACUGUCGCCAUCAAGCCGGGUAGCGUCAUGUACUUAGAUCACUCAAGGUGGUAGUUGAAAGGACCCAAUAAGCUUGGGCAGAUUGUUUUAGAGAAGUUAAGUGGCCUGAAAAGAGAUUGCAGCGGAAAGUUAGGGAAUUUGCUGACUGAUACCCUUUUGUACGUACAUAUAACCACGUGCCAGUUUGGUUGACCACUGUUUGUAAUUGGCAAUUACAGUCUGCACGCUACUCAAUUUGUAUAACCUAGC